Ambispora gerdemannii is the source of this 158-nucleotide messenger RNA. The record is from the annotation of a GenBank genome assembly. NCBI's taxonomy places the organism in Eukaryota, Fungi, Glomeromycota, Glomeromycetes, Archaeosporales, Ambisporaceae.
CGGUUAACAAUGAAUUCUUAACUAAAACCGGGGCUAAUGAUUAUCGUUUAACGAAUGGAGCCAACACUUAUACUUUACUUGAUGAUAAGGAUUAUAAAAUGGUUGGACUAUUUCCUAUUUACGAAUUAUCGGAUACGGAAGAGAAGUUUCUCGAUUAA